GGGUUUAGGGUUUUUCAUUUUCGUAUAGCAGUAUUCCUGAUUGGUCACUAGAAAUGGCUACCAGAGCUGGAAUCUUGAGACGAUUGUUGUCCACUGGUUCGAUUUUCUCUUCAGAGCCCGGUUCUAUGGCUGUCACUGCCGCCGCAACAUCUAGUACUGAACGGGCUGAUGCUGCUGCUAAAAACCCGCCUUCAACGACCCUCUUUGUAUCCGGGCUUAAUAAAAGAACCACCUCAGAGAAACUUAAUGAAGCAUUCUCUAAAUUUGGUGAAGUUGUUCAUGCCAGGGUGGUGACAGAUCGUGUUUCUGGAUACUCAAAAUGCUUUGGAUUUGUGAGAUAUGCCACUUUAGAUGAUGCAGCUAAAGGAAUCAAAGGAAUGGAUGCACAGUUUCUUGAUGGAUGGGUAAUAUUUGCUGAAUAUGCACGACCAAAGGUCACACCAGGGCAGUCAGCAUCUUCAGAAACUUAUCCACCUAAAAGCUAAGGAUAAGUAAAACCUAUUAGAUAACAUGAGUCAUACCAGUAUGCCAAAAUUGAGUUGGACUUGUUGGUGUCUGGCAUAUGAACUUCAAAGUUUCAAAUGUUCUUAACCUGCUGCCAAUGUCUCUAUUUUGAAGGACUACUUCCAUUGUUUGAUCCCUGCAUCUGCUUGCCUUUGUAUCUGCCCAAUUCAUGAGCAACCUGAUAUCCCUAUGAACCAUGUUUUGUGGUGGGAAAACCCCUUUUCUUUUUUUGGUUCUUAUUUUAUGUUGUUACCAUAAAUGUCUCACAUUCCA
This is a messenger RNA of Rubroshorea leprosula, 777 nucleotides long. The record is from the annotation of a GenBank genome assembly. NCBI's taxonomy places the organism in Eukaryota, Viridiplantae, Streptophyta, Magnoliopsida, Malvales, Dipterocarpaceae.